This is a messenger RNA of Diplodia corticola, 2091 nucleotides long. RefSeq lists its product as uncharacterized. The transcript has a single exon. The record is from RefSeq and is a predicted model, not a curated record. Bases 1 to 2091 code for a protein of 696 amino acids. NCBI's taxonomy places the organism in Eukaryota, Fungi, Ascomycota, Dothideomycetes, Botryosphaeriales, Botryosphaeriaceae.
AUGCACCAUUCGAAAGACGACCCCUCUGACUCGGUGCACUGUGCCGGCCAGACCCGUCGCAGCACCCGCUUUUGGCACAUAGCCCGCGCUUGGUACUUCUUCCCUCUCCAUGCCAUCAUUGUCAUCGUCCUGGCUGUUGUCGCCCUGGUCAGUCUUGAUGGCCAGACCUUCCCCACCUCGUCGAAUGCUCCUUUCGGCUCAACCAUCACCCACAUGUUCCAGGGUAAGCUUCGCCAGGCAGACGUCACCACCUUGGUCUCAGCCGCCCUGGUGCUUGUGCGCCUCACCCUCAAUGUCUGUUCCAGCAUCGCCGCACAGAGGUCCAUUUUCAUUCUCCUAGAGAAGUGCGGCCUCUCCUUGCGGGAGAUCGAGCGCAUCUUCUGCUACGGAUACGGCCCUUUUAGGACCAAUGCCUUCGGACUCGCCACCAUGCUCCUGCUCCUGCUCCUCAUUCCCGCCCAGCUGAGUGCCCCUCUUGCCCAGGGAGCGCUCUCUUGGGAGCCCCAGUUGACUUUGAGGCAUGCCGACUACAAUGUCACCCUCAACGUAGCCGGCCCUGGCCCCGCCUUCGCUGAGUUCAAGGACCACAACGAACCCCGGGACUUUUCCAUCAAAAGGGCUUCUGGGCUUGCUGUCAUCCAUCGCUUUGGCCCAGACUUCUACUCAGUGCUCGACUCGGAUAAGAAAGUGCCGAGCAGACGCUGGGCCCCAGCCUUCAGAGAACACGAGCUUUCCAACCAGACCAAGGGCUAUCAAGCACUCCCGACGAACACGAGCAUCGGCAACACCACGCUCCCCUUCUUCCGUAUGAGCAACCUGACCUGGAUCGACUACGACGACAGCCUCGAGCAUUACCUGGCGUGGGACAAUGGCCUGUUCAACGUCACCGACCCCAUGAACCCCCUCCGCGCCUCUCUCCCGGGCAACGCCGCCAUCCUACGCGACUCACCCAUCCACAGCUGGAUAUCCACCUGGCCCAACGCCACGCUCCUCAACGCCACCUUCACCAUCGCCGUCCUCGCCGCGCGCCUGCCCUCGGCCGACGCGCCCACCGCCUGCCCCGCCACGAGCAGCGCCUUCGGCACCCUCCCAAACACCAAGCCCUACACCGCCGUCGGCCCCACCAACUUCACCAACUGCUACCUCUUCGCCACCGCCUCCGUCCUCGCCGGCACGACCCAAUGCCUCGACUGCCCCAUCAUCUCCCCCGGCGUCGUCGAGCGCGCCGGCAACGCCACCUCCCCCUUCGCCCCCUCCCCCGACCCCCUCCUCCCCCUCGUCAUGGGCAUGCUCCCCGAAACGAUGCUCAGCAUCGUCACCGGCAACGCCACCUACGCCCCCACCCACGCCAACCUCGCCGGCUUCCUCGCCGGCGCCUUCUCCGCCGCCUACCAAGCCUCCUGGAACGACCUCACCGACCGCCUCGCCCUCGCCCCGACAAACACACCCAUCAACGCCGCCACGUCCGCCGCAGCCGCAACGUCCAACUACUCCUUACCCCUCUACCCCCUCCGCGCCGCCGUCGACGCCCAACGCAUCCGCACCUGGCUCGCCCUCCACCUGCUCGUCCCCGUCGCCGCGGCCCUGCUGGCCGUCUUGCAAACUCGUUGCCGCGCCGAGCCGGUGGUCGAUUUCGCGGCUGCGUGUCUGUUGACGGACGCGCUGCCCGUCGUGCGCGCGGCGGAGGCGGCGGGCGUGCGGACGGCGGCGCGGGUGGAGGGGGCGCAGAGCAGGCGGGUGGGGAGGGUGGUGGUGAGGGAGGAGGGGGGCGGUGGGCUUGGUGGGCUUGGCGGUGGUGGAGGGGCGAGGUUUAGGGUGUUGAGGCGGGAGAAGGAUGGGGCGGAUAAGUUUGGAGAGGGCGGUGGGUAUAACUGGGGGGGUAUACGCGGGCGGAGGGCGGCGAGGAAGAGGGAGUCGUGGGGCGAUUUGCCGCUGUUGUCUGGCGGGGCGUCGACGGUUUAUGAGCCGGUGUCUGAGGAGUCGGUGAAUAGGACUGAGACUGGGACUGGGACUGGUCAGCAGGGCCAGGGCCUUUUGCAUACGCCGCAUACGGGGUCGAGUUGGCAGUCUUCGCCGGGGUUUGCGCGGUAG